AUGGAAGAUCAUAACUCCACCACCACCACCUCAAGUACUACUGAUGUGAAUAGCAAAAGAUUAGAAGUGUGGUUGCCGGAGGACAACAUUUCCGCCAUGCUAAAAGUGGUCGUGCCUGCUGCAACGGGUGUUUGUACCGUGUGCAUGGAAAGUUUUCAGUCAUCAUGUAAGCAAGCUCCUUGCGGACAUGUGUAUCAUGAUGGUUGUAUUACAAAAUGGCUCUCCUUUUGCAAUUCUUGCCCAAUUUGCCGAAGCAAAGUGCUCGAUCUGCGAUUAGAAAUAGGUUCCGACAAAUCCUCCAACGCUAGGUUGGCUUAA
Messenger RNA from Cynara cardunculus var. scolymus (artichoke), 318 nucleotides. RefSeq names its product E3 ubiquitin-protein ligase MPSR1-like. The transcript has a single exon. The coding region runs from base 1 to 318 and encodes 105 amino acids. NCBI's taxonomy places the organism in Eukaryota, Viridiplantae, Streptophyta, Magnoliopsida, Asterales, Asteraceae. The record is from RefSeq and is a predicted model, not a curated record.